GAAGAGCUAAUAAUGUCAUCAUCAAGUUCUUACAAUCCUCCUUGUGCUGCCUGCAAGUUUUUGAAAAGAAAAUGCAUACCGGGCUGCGUUUUUGCACCUUAUUUUCCACCUGAAGAUCCACAGAAAUUCAUGAAUGUUCACAAAAUCUUCGGUGCCAGCAACGUCACGAAGCUUAUAAACGAUGUUUUACCCCACCAGAGAGAAGACGUGGUUAGUUCACUUGCGUAUGAAGCCGCGGCUCGUGUUAGAGAUCCCGUUUAUGGUUGUGUGGGAGUCAUCAGUUCCUUGCAACAACAAGUUGAUCGCCUUCAAAAGGAUCUUGAUGCUGCAAAUGCGGAACUGAUCCAACAUGUGUGCAAUGGGAUGCCUGUAUUAACUUCAAUUCAGCCAGUGACUCCAGCGGGUCCUUAUCAUCAUGUUAAUCGUACCUGGAAUAGGCAGAACGGUUUGAAUUCUCAUGGGAACGCGGGUGGUAACAGUGGUAGCGGUGGUGGAUGGUGGUGGUGGUAG
This is a messenger RNA of Helianthus annuus (common sunflower), 510 nucleotides long. RefSeq names its product protein LATERAL ORGAN BOUNDARIES. NCBI's taxonomy places the organism in Eukaryota, Viridiplantae, Streptophyta, Magnoliopsida, Asterales, Asteraceae. The record is from RefSeq and is a predicted model, not a curated record. The transcript has a single exon. Bases 13 to 510 code for a protein of 165 amino acids.